Colius striatus (speckled mousebird) is the source of this 722-nucleotide messenger RNA. Its product is annotated as dynein axonemal assembly factor 6-like. The record is from RefSeq and is a predicted model, not a curated record. Lineage: Eukaryota; Metazoa; Chordata; Aves; Coliiformes; Coliidae. Bases 314 to 634 code for a protein of 106 amino acids. The transcript is spliced from 5 exons.
GCCGGGGCCUGGCGGCGGCUGGAUCGGCGCGGAGCGGGGCCCGCCCGUGCGACACACGGUGCCCGUGCCGCGGGGUCGAGAGCUGCGGCGUGUCCGUCCCCCCGCGGCUGGGCACACAACCCGUGCGCGAACGCCUGCCCGGGCCCUCGGGGGCAGCGCUGGGCCGAGGCGACCCGCCGCCCUCGCUGUGGCUGCGGUGGCUACGGAUGCGUGUGGAGGCCCUUCUCUGCAGUUGCUUGCCAAACUGCUUCAUGAUACUCAAGAAGAUGAUGAUGAUGAUGAUGAACAUGUGCCUCACUGUUCAGUUAAUGCCAUGACUCCUGGGACUAUUGGACCAGGAAAGAGAGAGACCACUGAUACUUUCCAAGUGAAACCUGGAAAUGACAAAGCUAUUUGGAAUACAGAGGAAGUCCCAGAAGGAUCUGAAUUUGAGGAUUCCUGGGACCCUAGAGAACAACCAGAGUGCUUGAUGAAGAUGUUGAACCAGACUGGCCCCAGAACCCAUCCCUGUGGAACUCCACUGGCCACAGGCCUCCAACCUGACUCUGUGCCAUUGAUCAGCACCCUCUGGGCUCUGUCAUUCAGCCAGUUCUCCAUCCACCUCACCUCCACUCAUCCAGCCCACACUGCCUGAGCUUUCCGAUGAGGGUGUUGUGGGAGACAAUGUCCAAAGCCUUGCUGAACUCAAGGCAGAUGACAUCUGCUGCUCCCCUUAAACUAAC